UAAUUUUUUUAUUUCAAAUUUAGAUUUGUAGCUAUAUAUACAAUAUAUAUCUCACAUCUGCAAGAGUCAUAAUGAAGGAUGCAGAUCAAUUGUCUUUUGGAUCUGUUAUUUCUUUGAGAAGUGUUUCUGAUGCAGGUGGACUAGAAUCUGAAAGACCUCGAGGAAAACGACCUUCCAGUGCAUCAAAGAAAAAUAAGAAAGGCUCUCCUUAUGGGACGCCUACAAAAUCACUUUCCAAAAAAUCAACUUUAAAAACUGGACGAGAAGUAUGGGUAGCUGCUAUUCAAAAUGGAGGAGGGAUGAGUGCUGAAAGUGCUGGCAUGAACACAUGGAAAGAUGGCAAGCCUUCAAAUUUAGCUAACCGCUCAAAUGGAAGCAACUUUUUAAUGGAACAACUUCUUCCUAAUUCGAAAAAACAAACAAGACCAUCAAGUGCCACAGCUAGAGUUGGUGGUUCUGGACCAGUUUAUAAAGAUGCUGAAUCAUAUUAUGAUGAAAUACAAGUUUUAAAACGAAAUCUAAAACAAUCUAAAGGUGAAAAUGAUAUUUUGAAAGCCAAAAAUAACCGCUUAGAAGAUGAAGUACUUGCAAAGUCAAAAAAGAUAGAUGAAUUAUUGAACCCUGAAACACAGAGUAAUGAUUUGCGACGAACAUUGACGUCAAAAAGGCCUGGAACUAGUGAAGUUGUUAUGAGUUUACGUAGGAAAAUUCAUAAAUUAGAAGAAACUUUGAGAGGAAAGGAAAAUGAACUAAGAAAAAUUUCUAGUGAUCUUAAAGUAACCAAUUUGGAUGAGUUGAAUCUUGAAAAUCAGAUGUAUCUCUACGAAAUACAAAGACUAACACAGAUGGUACAAGAAAGUCAGUUUCAUGCAGGAAACAAUACUAUUUCUGAUGACAUCAUAAAUGAUGCAUUGAGAGAUAAUAAAGGAAGAAAAGCCCAAAUUUUAAUCAAAAGAUUGACAGAGGAUAAUCACAGCCUUGUACUAGAGAACAAAUCGUUGAAAAAUGACCUUAUGAAAUUGACACAGGGAAGUACUACUGAAAAUCUGAAUAAAGAUUAUGAGGAUAUGAACAGAACGGAACUUUUACAAAAAAUACAAAGUUUAGAACAGCGGUUAAAAGAGGAGGAAAGUUCAACUUUAAAGGAAACUGAUGUGCAAAAAGAUAUUGAGGUUGACGAAGAAGCUAUUGAUGACCGUUGUAUUGAGCUAAAGGGACCUCCUCCUCAACAAGUGAAACAGCUCCGUGCUCGUGAAAAAGAGUUGUUAGGAGAUAUCGAACGACUGGAAAAUUCCAUCAAAAAAUUGAAAGAAGAUCGAUCGCACUAUAGAAAGAUGACUGAUGACUACAGACAACAAUUAGAAAGUUUAUCUAAAGAAAAUCAAGAUGGAUGCUCUGACACUGCUUCUGUGAAAAGUGAGAACACUGUGAAGAGAAAAAAAUCUGGAUCAGUGACACCAAGAAAGUCCAGUGAAAAUACGAAAAACAGUGACGAAGAGAAGGAUAAAGAAAAGAUAAAACUGAAAAAGAAUGACGUCAUUGCGACGUCACCAAGAAAGGAAAAACAAAAGUCAGAUCGUGUGUACAUGGACGAAGAAGAUGAACUUGAAAAUGCGAUAAUUUCAGUGCAGUCUGCAUGGAGAGGACAUCGCUCUCGAUCAGAUUUUUUAAAAACAAAUGAAGAAAGAGAAGAAGAGGUGGAUGAUGAUGAUGUCUUGCUUAUCCAGUCUGCUUUUCGAGGACAUGCUGCAAGAAAAAAUGCGUUAAUAAGACAAGAUAACAGAAGAGGCUCACGAAAAUCUUCGAAAUACAUGCAAGAUGAUCAACGAGCGCCAUACUAUGAAGAAGACGACGAGACAGAUGAAGACGAUGCCGUAGUCAUAGGUAGCAGCGCCAGUCUCAGUAAAUACAGAGAUUCGCCCAGAAAAUCGAGAAAACCCAAAAUAUAUGAAAACCCAGAUGCACCGUCUUACAAUGCACGGAAUCGACAUAAUAUGAGAGAUAAAUACGACCCGCGUGAAAAGUACGACACGCAGGACAAACGUGACUCGCGUGGUAAUAAAGGCAGAGAUAGGAACGAUCGCAACAAAGAACGCAAUAGAGGUAGCGUGGCUGCAUUUCUAGAUGAAGAUGAAAGUGAAGACGAUGAAAGAGCUCGUGAAGAACUUUCUAGAAGGUUUCGACGUGAUGAUGAGGAGGAAAUGAAUACAAAAAAAACAUCGAUAAGUACAUUAAAGUCGUCGUCAUCACCAUGGAAAAACACGUACCAGAUUGACGACAGCGAUGAGCAGGAAGAUACUAUUCUGACUUCAAAAAACAGCUCCAAGAGAAAAGACUCUCGAAAGGAGAGUAGGACCAAUCGGAAUGAACGACUUCGCGAUGAUAUCACAGAUAAAUGGGCGAAAAGUGGUUCCACAUCUGGAAAGAAAGACGAUAAAUUUGACCGCAAUCCACCUUUUCGAAAAUCGACUCAACUCUUGCGAGAUUUUUCAAGAGAUGAAGAAAAUGAGGAUGAUACAGUAAUCGCGCCAUCUUUUCAAAAACGACUUGCAUCUAUGAAAAAGCCGAAUUUAAACGACGAGCUAUUUUAAUAUUCUACUUCGCAUCUUUUUAUGUUAAAACAAGGACCAGAUUUACGAGGCUUUCUAAGAAAACUAAUUUAUCGCUUCUUCGUGUUUUUUUUAUCAGACCAAGUUCAAUACGAUAAAUUACGAUAAAUAAUUGGAAUAAACUUAAGAAGUUUUUAAUGUUAUAUUUAUAUAGCUCAAUGUAUAUAAAAUUUUUGUCACAUAUAUUUAUCAAUUCUUUUUUCUUUGUAAAUAUAGAAUUUUAUUAACUUGUAUUUACGACAAAUAUAAACAUUUUUAAAUUGAAA
Hydractinia symbiolongicarpus is the source of this 2875-nucleotide messenger RNA. Its product is annotated as IQ domain-containing protein E-like. The transcript has 27 exons. The coding region runs from base 72 to 2591 and encodes 839 amino acids. Gene Ontology annotation, molecular function: protein binding. Lineage: Eukaryota; Metazoa; Cnidaria; Hydrozoa; Anthoathecata; Hydractiniidae. The record is from RefSeq and is a predicted model, not a curated record.